Rhipicephalus sanguineus (brown dog tick) is the source of this 1336-nucleotide messenger RNA. Its product is annotated as paired box protein Pax-1. The record is from RefSeq and is a predicted model, not a curated record. Gene Ontology annotation, molecular function: DNA-binding transcription factor activity, RNA polymerase II-specific; RNA polymerase II cis-regulatory region sequence-specific DNA binding. The transcript has 5 exons. The coding region runs from base 423 to 1178 and encodes 251 amino acids. Lineage: Eukaryota; Metazoa; Arthropoda; Arachnida; Ixodida; Ixodidae. Gene Ontology annotation, biological process: regulation of transcription by RNA polymerase II; anatomical structure development.
UCUCAAGCCAACCCUCCUCGACGGCGCUUCUGCAAAGCCUUACGAAGAAAGAUGGCGCGAGACUGAAUAAAAAAAGACAGCCCUUCCACCCGCCCCGUUCGCGUCAAACGACAGGGCAGAACAGGUGCGCGCGUGGAAAAACGCUGGUUGCUCACGUUGGGAGAACGUUUUGGAGCGAACACAUAGCCGUAGGAGGGGUGUCUUCUAGAGAGAGCUCCGCAAAAAGAGUCGGGAGGCGCCGUCCCACCGGUGGGCGGGGCCAACACUGGGGGUGGAGCUUCGAGCGUCGCCUCUCCGCGCACCGCUUCAUCUUCUUCCUCGCUUCAUCGGCAACCGCGCGGCAUCGUCUCAGCCCGGCCGGAACAGGGGCCCCCAACUACGCAGGCAAGGCCGAAAGGAAACCAGGAAAACCAUCGCCGGCCAUGGCAGCUCCGGAGACGUGGUCCGCUGCAGCCGAGGUGAGGCUGACCGGCGUCCACCCGGCCCACGCGCACCACCACCAUGUCCAGCAACCGACCGCGCAGCAACCGCAACCACCGCAGCCGCAGCAGCAGUACGGUGAGAUGAACCAGCUGGGCGGCGUGUUCGUGAACGGCCGUCCGCUGCCCAACGCGGUGCGUCUUCGCAUCGUCGAACUGGCUCAGCUCGGGGUGCGGCCGUGCGACAUAUCGCGCCAGCUGCGCGUCUCGCACGGAUGCGUCUCCAAGAUCCUGGCGAGGUUCCACGAGACCGGAUCCAUCCUGCCCGGCGCCAUCGGAGGAAGCAAGCCGAGAGUCACCACGCCAAAGGUGGUGGCGUGCAUCCGCGAGCUGAAGCGUCGUGACCCCGGCAUCUUCGCGUGGGAGAUUCGAGACCGGCUGCUGUCCGAGGGCGUGUGCGACAAGGGCAACGUGCCCUCGGUGAGCAGCAUCAGCCGCAUACUGCGCAACAAGGUCACACACGGCGUAGCCACAGCCGCAGCCACAGCCACAGCCAGGUACGGAGCUGGAGAGACGAGCUGGUGCACCGCUAUCUUCUCGCCACGCAGCAUUCAGGCGGCCCAGCUGAGCCGUUGGGCUCCCCCUCACCACCCGCCACCGCCUCCUCUGCUGGGCGCCUACCCGCACCCUCACAGCUACUACCUGCACGGCUACUACCUGCAAGGUGCAGCAGCCGCGGCCGCAGCCCAGCCUCUCUGACAGCUGGCCAUCUCCGAUCAUCUCAUCACCGGCGCGGCUUCUUGAAAGUUCGUCCCGAAUCGCACGGCUGAAACACGCGAGGUGCUUUGUGCAAUGACUCUCACAAUCAUCCGGGAGGAUGCGACUCGGCUCCAAGAGUGCUUCAACGUUGCGCCGAU